Periconia digitata is the source of this 929-nucleotide messenger RNA. NCBI's taxonomy places the organism in Eukaryota, Fungi, Ascomycota, Dothideomycetes, Pleosporales, Periconiaceae. The record is from the annotation of a GenBank genome assembly.
AUGGAUGUUGUAUAUUUGAUCUCCUUUUCUCUUCUUUCUUUCCUCUCGUCUGCUGUUUUGUCCUUGUACGCGAUGAAGCCGUACUCUUUCCUUUCGCUCACAACGUAUCGACCGACAAACAACUCGACUGCAAAGAAAGAUCAAGAUGAGAGUUGACUGAGUAAACGAGUUGCCGAGUAAGUGAUGAUACACGCCGUCGUCUUCUUUCUUCCCUUGCACGCAAUCAAUUCACCAGUUCGUACAAACUACCCUUUCAACCUAUCCAACAAUAGCACUUCCCCCCUUUACCAACUGUCCUCUUGAUAGUCCAAUAAAAUGAAUAAAGCGACAACACCAGCAACAGCGAGCGAUGGCGUCUGGACUCGACCAAAUAACGAUGGCAUAGACUGAAGUUGCGGUACGCACUCCGCAGCCUCCAGGCCAGGCUAAGUGCCAGCCCAUCGAACGCUAGUCCCAAGCCAGUCCGCCAGAUCCACCGAAGAACAGCCGGGCCGAUCUCUCUCUCGACGCUACGCCCAAACACGCAAGCCGCAAAUAAUCACGUGAGGGGAUUCGGAUAUCGGCCCCGUCCGAUAAUUCCUGGACCGUCUGUGCCUGUCCUGAAAUCUGCUCUCGCUUCUCAUUAUGCACGUUAUUGCUUGUUCAUUCUUUUUUGGGGGGGUUUGCUAGACCCUACGCGCACACCCGCAUGAUUCUAGGCCCUUGAACGAAGCCUGGGGCUGUGUACGCUCACAUGGGGCGCAAAGACACUAGAGGGUAGUAAUGGUUGCGGCAUUUUUAUCUUCUGUUUGCAACGCAAAUUGUUUGCUUGUUGAUUGGCGCAAGCAGACAUGUAGGCAGGUGGGUAGACUUGCUUGGGUUCACACACCAAAUACAUACCUAUACAGUUUAGCUCCUCGAACACAUUCGCAAGCACGUCGGCAUGUGGU